UCCUCCUCCCCGCGGUGAUGGGCGAGCGCCUGGUGCUGCCGUGCCUGUAACCUCCUUUUCCUGCAUGUGGUAGCUGUCUGCGUCUCUUUGUGUUUAAUCUCCGGUUUCUGCACUAGCAUCCUCAUUAAAAACAUUGUUUUAACACUGUCCAAACGCAAAGUGAACUACUCUUUGUAACAGCUCAGCACCUAAACCUGAUUUUUAACCUGUUAGCCUCUAUUUUUUUAAAAACAGUUAAUUGCUAGGAGUGUAUUUAAAUACACUGGGUUUUUAUGCAGUUGUGUAGACGCAUUUUCUUUUUGUUUUUUUCUUUUACCAGAAGGGUAAUUGGGGUAAUUGUUUUCCAUUCCCAAAUGUUUUUUUGUCUGUGCUUUUGAAAUGCUAUCAAGAAUACUUAAAACAGAUUGUUUAUUCCAAGUGCCAGAGAGCACAGCUUAUCAAGAUUGCUCUAACUAUAAGGUGUUUCUAGAGUACAAUCUAGUAUCACCUCAAGUUACGUACUAUUUACAAAAUUCCCUGAAAUUUUAUUUUUUAAAGUAAAAUAUUGACAUUUAAUCUUUGGAGAGCCUCAGUCAGAGUCCUGUUCAGGGAAUAUUAAGUAUGUUUGCUUAAUCUGACGUGACAAAUUGUACAUGUCCCCAUUUUCCCUGGCUUCCAUAAAAUACAUUCUAAGGCUAAAAAGAAACUCUUGGAAACAUUUAAUAGGGGUUUCUUGGAUGGCUUGUUUUUUCAAGUUUUCCAGCAAAGAUCUUGGGACCCUUUUGUUUUGUUUUCGCAUUACUUAAAACUGGAAGAGGGGGUUUUCCAGUUUUUGCUGUUGAUUUUUUUGUUCUUUUUAAUAAAAAGCAAAAGAACUUGCAAAUCUUUUCCUUCCCUCCUUUUUUUUUUUUCAUCUUUCUUUUGUAUUCCCCCCUCCCCGCCCCAAGAUGAGAACAAAUCACGUUUUUGUUCUAGCUGAAAAGCAAAACGUUUCAGAAAGUCAUUUCACAAUACUAAGCGGUGGGCGCUGCGGAUGCUUACCACGAUUCUGGAACUGCAGCGUAUAAAUAACAGCCUGGCUUUGUAACAGGCCCCCUUGACAGAGCACUGGGUUUUUGGUCCGCAGUGGGCAGCAUGCUGGCAAGCUUGUCUGGCUGUUGGUGGCUGGCUUUUUAGCUGCACUGGCUGAGCAGUUGGGGUUCCUGAAGAACAACUAAGACAACUUAAACAUACUGCUUUUUAACCCAGGGUGCAAUAAUACAGAGAUAUGUAGCAUUUUAAGCUUAAGUUGUCGAUCCUUGAUGCCUAAAAUUAAGUAGGUAUAUAGGUGGCCUUACUCUCAGAGGUGCUGAGCACCAGCAGCUCUCAGGGAGUUUUAUAGGACUGGUGAGCGCUCAGGGCUACAAAGAUCAGGAAGCCCACCUAGAUACCAAAAUACAGGCCUAGGAGCCUAACAAAAACAUUGGAUUUACUCUUCUAAAAUUUUUCCUUUUCUGAGUGCCCCAAAUAGCUUAAAAUAUGAAAACACUUAUAAAGCAAAAAAUAUUUUAAAGUACUACACCUGCUAUCUGAUUUUUAUCAAAACCUUCCAAGGAAGAAAGAAGCUAGAUAAAUCCUUAUAAUAUCUGAGACCUCUAGCCUAGAUGCCAUUUGCAGUAAACAGAGAUCCAGAGGGAUUUUUCAUGUUAAGGAGCCACCUGAAGAAGGCAAGAUCCGUUAGGGCAGCAAAAUAUUUCAUAAGGGCUUCAGACCUUGCUGCCCCCUCCCACUUGGUGGGUUCCUGCUUCCCCAGAGCUGAGUUAGAAAGCCGGGGUUUUGAUGAAAGGAAUCGAUUGCUUCGGGAAGAGUCUCCCACCUCCACGCCCCGAUGCUCUGCAGAGACAUUUGCUUCGGCUCUCUAUGAUGACACGCUGAGGACAGUGUGCACUUCCCACGUGGAAAUGAUGAAACUUUGAUGCAAGAAGGUGCCUAAGGGAGCUGACUUUAUGAGAAAGAGAACCUUUGCUUUUUCUGCCAGGAAGCUGCUGUUACUCCCUAGAAGUGGGAGAAGCUGCUGGGUUUGGACCUGAGAAGGAACCUUUCUGCUCCAGACAUCUUGUUAGCGUUACUGCCCGUUUUCUUAUUCCUCCAUUGAACCAUCUGUAUGGUCCAGCAUCCUUUGAAAAGUGCCUGAGAAGGAUAUCACUGGUGUGAAAGUAAGACAAAGUGAAUACAUUUUGACAUCGAUGAGUGCCUGUUGUUCCAGUGGUGGCCAUUUGGGCAGCAGCCUGGACUGCCCCGUCAACCUCCCCUGGAAGAUGAUGGGCUCUCCUCCUGAAGCGAGUGCUGCCCGCCUUUACUGGUGAAGCAGUGACCAAGAAGAUAGCCCAGGGAAGCACUGCUUCUGACCUGGGCCAAUCUCACCCUUUUAACAACGAGCUGGCGCUUGCGUUUACUCUGCAAAACCUGUGAUUGGUGGCAUCCAGGGGAGCAGUUACUACCUAAAAAAACCCCACAUGCAUCUUAUGUCAGGUUUCCUACCUACAGCAUGAGGGGCAAGCACUCUGUGGAUUAAUACAGAGAUCCGUCAUGCCAGUCCGUAGGUACGAGUUCAGUCAGCUCCGAGCUGAGGCCAUCUCCGUUGCCACCAGACACCCCUCUGCCCAUCUCCCCCCUCUACUCUGCCCUGGUGAGGCUGCAUCUGGAGUACUGUGUCCAGUUCUGGGCUCCUCAGUUUAAGAUAGAUAAGGAACUACUGGAGGGAGUCCAGCGGUGGGCUACGAAGAUGACAAGAGGCCUAGAGCACCUUUCUUAUGAAGAGAGACUGAGAGAGCUGGGUUUGUUCAGCCUGGAAAAGAGAAGAUUGAGAAGGGAUCUCAUCAAUGUUUAUAAAUAUCUCAAGGUUGGAUGUCAUGAGGAUGGACCAGACUCCUUUCAGUGGUGCACAGUGACAGGUUGAAGGGCAGUGGGCACUGACUGAAGCACAGGAGAUUCCAUCUGAAUAUGAGGAGAAACUUCUUUACUCUGAGGGUGCCAGAGCCCUGGAACAGGCUGCCCAGAGAGGUCAUGGAGUCUCCUUCUCUGGAGACAUUCAAGACCCGCCUGGACACAUUCCUGUGUGAUCUGCUCUGUUGAACCUGCUUUAGCAGGUGGGUUGGACUAGAUGAUCCCCAGAGGUCCCUUCCAACCCCAACCAUUCUGAUUCUUAUUGUUCUUUCAGGAUGUGGCCAAUCUAUCCCGUUGACCUCAGUUCCUGUUCUCUUAUUUUGACAAUAUAAUAAAUAACUUUUUUUCCCCAAGUACCUGCUGAAUUUAUUUUAUACCAAGAGGUCUUUUGUCUUGCCUUGGUCUGAAUCCUGCUUGUGGUGAGGAGAGGUCUUGGGAAAAUCUUCCCGUGUUACUCUUCUGCAAAAAUCCAAAUGAAUGGAAGGCUGUCAGAGCUAUCUGCACCUAUGGCAUUGGAUAGAGUAUACUGAAGCUUACCUAAUAGACUGAAAUCUCACCAGUGUACCAUAAAGUCUGCUUGACCCAGCAAAGUCCCUUUUCUUUGAUGAUGAACGCCUACAGUCACUCUGGAUGGAUGGAUCCCUAGCCUACAAGAAAGAGAAGUUUUGCCUGUAAAUGCCAUCACUGCAUUUCAAGACGGACCACCAGCAAAGAAUGUGCCCUUCCAGGGAUGUUGUACAUUUUAAUUCUUUUUACAGCAGGAAAAUACUCCUAUUUUGCAGAUUUUAAUCUUAUUUUUCUGAGGUUAUUACAAUCUUCCUGAAGUUAGAGAAACUUCGUUUCAUGAAAACGGAAAGGGAGGCUGAGAUAAAGCUGUCCCUGGAGACAGAUCUGAAAGGUGGCUCCUCUUCAUGACAUUUCCUCUCGUGCAGAGACUGGAGGAGAAAAAGCAGAAUUUUUACACUCUAGUGUUGUAUUUCCCUGUCAAAUACACCAGCCCAUAGUGUUAGGUUGCAGCAUCUCCCACCUUUGCACUGACAGGGAGCCAAAGUCACCUCUGUCCAUUCAGGAGAAAAAGUGGAUUGGAAGUUGUGAAUAAAUAGAGAAUAAAGGUCUUCACAGCAGGAUAUACAUCUGUCUUAGACUUUCAUUUCAGAUAUUUUUUCACAGUGCAAGAUUAAUUAGACAAAAACAAAAAGAAACAUUAAAAUGCCUACAGUUCACACGUAUUACAUGUUUUAAAAUCCAUUAUUCUACAUUCCGCAUUGAGGGAUAAAAAGAAAUAUUGUUGUCAAUUAUAAAAUGCUAAAGAUAGCUCUAUACUUUUUAAAUGAACAAUGAUAAAAGCCUUGAAAAAUUCCCUUUGAUGUGAAUGGAGUCUUCAGCAUUUUGAAAUACAAUAAGAUGUAUUAAUUGCUACUCAUUAGGCAGCAAGUUGGGACAGCUUUGAAUGCGCAUUCUCUUCUUGGCAUUAGCUAUUGCCUGGCUGAAAUAGCCAGCUUUUGUAUUUACUCCUGUCUUCUCUAAUAAUAAGCAAAUUGGAGAUCAGGGCUAGAAACACUGAAGUGCUCUCUAUCUUUUGUCCAGAACAAUUGUAUAUUUUCAUGAUUUGUUUAUCUUUUUUGAGCUACAGCUAAUUAUUGCAAAGGUUAUUUGAAUCAAUAUGAGAUCUGAGCAGAAAUAACAUCUGCAAAAUUGCUUAUUAGGAGUCUAUUUUAUGUUAGUGUUACUGUAAUAUCCAUUUUGUGAGCAAAUUGUUAUUUCUUCUCUUAUGUCAUUUUUUUUCCCUUACAAGAAAACUUUUGUAUUUUAAAUAUUGGUACAGAUUUUAGGGCUUCUUGAAUUAAUACUGUGUUCUGUUGUGCUUACUUUUCCUCAUACUGUCUUAGAUAUUUUUUUAACCAAAGUAAUAGAUAACAUGGUAUUCAAAGCCCCAUUUAUCAUUCUAGGAUAACAGUUUUUAUUUUUUUUUUUCUGUAGAACUCAUUUGAACUGAUUGAUUGAAUUAUUCUUCUGUUUAUGUUGGAUUAAAAGAAAGUCAAGCACAAAUCCUUUUGUGCUUGUCAUGUAGAACUCUUGUUUCAUGUGGGGCCUUUAUAGUUAUUAAGAUUUAUAAUUGGAAGAUACUGGGGAAUUAUCGUUAUCUAAUUUAACUAUGUGUUUUGCAUUCCAAAACUAAUGGGUGAAAAGUAAACCUCAGGGGCCUGAUUCAUUAAAAGUUAUAUAGUCUCCUUGCAUUAGAUUCCUAGCUCUUACGCCUUCCAAAACCAAAGUGUUUGCAACUGCAGCCAGAAGCAGUCGGCUAAAACAUGAGGCAGACCCUGAUCUCCAUUACAGUGAUGACAUUUUAGGAGUUUACUGGAACUAGACCAGAUUUCCACUGGUUGUACUCUAAAUCCACCUCAGUGACAUUCAUUACUAAUUACGUACCACAGCACAGAAGGCUUUUCUGAGGCAGGCAGCAGUCUCAGAGCGCAGCCUGUUACUCAUGACAGUGUCGUUCCUGGGCAGCAGCAAUUCCAUCAGAGGUCAUAAAUUAAAUAGGGUCAAGCCAGGUCAGGGCCAGAUGGGACCUAUCCAAGGAAUACAUACCUUCAGCACUGUUAGGAUUUGGUGAUUCAGUAGGAGACACUGUCCCCACAAUCUCUGCUGAACCUCGGCAUGGGACUCUGCAGCACACUGGGCCAAACUUCUAUUUUAUGUACAUCAGCAUAAACCUCACUGACCUGAAAGGAUUUAUUCCAGCUUUACUCAGCAGCAUAAGUGAGAGCAAAACAAACUCCUUUCUGUCUUGGACAAGAUAGGAAAUCGAAGUCUUAACUAUUUGUGGUCAUUAAAAAUCCCACAACGUUCCUGUUUUUCAGAGUAGGGGUGUUAACCCAUUUGUCCUGGCCAAAUUCCAACUUGGGUAAUUACUGUAAUCUGCCUGUUUAAAUUACCCCUGCCGUUUUAAUUGGAUAUAUUACUUCUCUUGCAGCCUAAACUGUGAUGUAAUACCAUUGUGUGUUAUUAAGCAGUUACCAAGUUUCAUCCCAGAAGCCGCCACGUUGCAGUGAUAGGUAGAAAGGCUCAUUCCCUCCUGGUUACAAGUGUUCUCUAUUACAGUGUAAAAAAACCCCAAUGUAUUCUUGUGUUUUUUUUAAGUGGCAGGGAAGCUAAUGUUUCAUUUUAAAUAAACAGCUUUAAAAUGUGGUUUUCCCAUUUGUUUUUGAAGACUAUGAAGUCUGCCCGAUUAUACAAGCAUAGGCCACCACCUUGCAGCUCUCCAAAAUGUUCCUGGAGUGGAAGGUGCUUUUUUGCCAACACAAGUCAGGACCCCCUAUAUAUUUUUAUUUGAUUUUGAAUACAAUUUCUUUCACGUUUGAAUGUGUAGUUACAAUUACUUUGAGAAAAACUGAUCUUCCAACUAUGCAGAGGUUCCUAAGCCUGCAAAAGCUGAAAUUUCCUGUUGAUGUGUGUUGCCCUGAGUCUGUUGAUGUCCAGUGGCGAUGGCAGAUUUGUCACCAUUGGAAAACUUUGUAGGAGUCAUUGAAACUCCUCAAGACUAGCCCUGUUUCAAGGGCUGUGUUUCUGAGCUGUCAUCCUAUAUAUAUAUUUUUGCUCUCUCUCCGUCCUCCUGUAAAUGUAAUUGGUCAGAGGAUGAGAUGAAUGGCCAGCACAAAAUGCAGAACGUUCUAGGGCAAAAAGCAGCCACUGGCAAGAAAGGAGGCACAUCGCUUCUCAUGUAAUGAAAUAAAACAUGUUUUCUCCCUCCAAAAAUCCCUGUAGUUGUUCCUAAAGUUCAGGAUCAUCAGACUGACUUCUGAUAGUGGCUAAGAGCUCUAAAGGACAGACCAAGUGUCUCUCCUUCUGUGAACAGAGCAUCUUGAAGGAAAUGUAAAUAUUUGAGAAUUUUUCUUUAGUUCAUCUGUUAUAGCGGGAUUUACUCGCUGUAACUCUUACCAUGUAGAAGUUGGGGGUCUCCACGCUCCUAUUUUAGUCCUUGGACAGCGGUUACAUGACAGAAAGUAAUGCUCUUGAGUUGGUUUCAAUGCCUGAUAAGGAAGAAAGGCAUUGUCUCCUGUAGGUGCUUAUGCAGGAACAAUAGCAGGGGUUAGACAGCUCCUCAGACUGGAAACCUGAGGUGGCUAAAGCCAGGCAAGAUAUGAACUGUUUCACAGAUACAUAAUUUACCCCGGGCUCAUGCAACUCCCAGGUAUGGACUUUCCUAUCCCUAACAAAGGUUGUACUUUUAAAUUCUCCUUUAGUUUAGAUCCCCCUAAUAGUAAGACCAUUAUAGCAACAGAGCAGUAUGAGUUUGGGAACCUGGCAGGAGCACAGACACUGGCUGCACCUUCACGUGGUGACACUGGUGGGACUGGUUGCAGCCCCGAGGCAGAGCAGGAGAGGAGGCUGUAAUGCCCCAGCAGUUCUGGAGAACAACAAGGCAGUCACAGAAGCAGCACCCUCAUAGUUUUGGAGGUUACUAGUACCUGGAGGCAGAUGUCUCUUCAGUCGUGCAUUGCACACACAGGAUAUCAAUCCACUGUAUGUUAGUUUUUGUUAUGAUUCAGUAGACUGCGAGUGAGACUUGCACAGUCUGGCAUUUCCAAGCCAGCUCACCUAAUAAAAAAAGGCGGGGAAAGGAACAGAAGAGUCUGGUGGAGCUAGCAUCCCCUUGUUGCUUAGGGACAUCUCUUCAUUUUCAUGCUUUCUUGAUGGAAGGUCCAUCUUGCUGUGCAGGAGGGUAGAGGGGCCGGCUUUCUGGGGAGCUGUGUGGUUCUCAAGAUAAUGCCACCUCUUAACACCCACCAAAAUGUUUUGUAGCCCCGUGGUCUGCAGACAUCCCAAGGCAGGCAGUGAAACGGGCCGUGCACAAACCUGCGCACAGCCUCCUCCCCGGGGCAGGCAGAGGUGAGCACUGGCAGCCAGCAGAGCCAGAGCUGAUUGUGCUUGUAUGGGAAAGAUACAAGUUGGAGAAACGACCGAGUUUUGUUCACACACUGAUGUGUACCAUGUCCUCCUGCCCCCCACACAGCAGCAGGACAGAAGCUGCUCUGUAGAUGCUCUCUCAGCUGCGGCGAGGUGGUCCUGUCGCUUUGACAGGUCAGAAAGCAGCACCCAGUGUCACUGUGCGGGCAGCAGCGUGGCUGAGUCGCAGGUGUCAAUGCUGCUGCGGGCAGCACCACAGCGGCUGCACUCCAGACUCCAUCCUGAGACGUGCAGAGUGGGGACGAGGUGCAGAGUGGGAACAAGGUUCAGAGCAGGGCUGAGGGGCAGAGCAGGGCUGAGGUGCAGAGCAGGCACACUGCUGGAGCAGCUACUCCCCUGCUCCACCUGCCGCUCUCCCAGGCUGCGUCCCACAGAGGCGCCUGCCAGGGCUCCUCACACAGCGCAGGGAAACAAGCCCAGCAACAACCCCCUUCAUUCAGUAUCUGCAGCUUUCACACAGGGAGGUGGGGGUUAUUUCCUCCCCGGUGUUUAGUUGUUAGGUUUUUAUCUUUUUUUUUUUUUUUUUUCCUUUUAAUGAAUCAGUCCCCAGGUGAAAAUAAUGCAUUUGUUGAAAGCUGAUAUUUAAUGUUGAGCAAACUGCUCUUCCUUUGUCUUUUACGAUUUUGUUCAUAUUUUGCUGAGAAUCUGCUCUUCUACACAAGCAUUUUAAUAAACUGUUUGUUGUUGUAUCCAGGUAACAAGCAUGGAUCAGACAGCAAAGGACAAAGCACUCCAGCACAUGGCAGCAAUGUCAUCAGCUCAGAUAGUCUCAGCUACUGCUAUUCACAACAAGCUGGGCCUGCCAGGAAUUCCCCGUCCUACAUUUCCUGGGGCACCUGGGUUUUGGCCGGGCAUGAUUCAAACGGGGCAGCCUGGAUCUUCACAAGACGUAAAGCCAUUCGUUCAGCAGGCCUAUCCUAUACAGCCAUCAGUCACAGCUCCCAUUUCAGGAUUCGAGCCUACGUCAGCUCCAGCUCCCUCAGUCCCUGCGUGGCAGGGCCGAUCAAUUGGUACGACCAAGCUCAGGCUGGUGGAGUUUUCGGCUUUCCUCGAACAGCAGAGGGAUCCUGAAUCAUACAAUAAACACCUCUUCGUACACAUUGGACACGCUAACCAUUCUUACAGUGACCCGUUGCUUGAAUCGGUGGACAUUCGUCAGAUUUAUGACAAAUUUCCUGAAAAGAAGGGCGGUCUAAAGGAACUGUUUGGGAAAGGGCCCCAAAACGCUUUCUUCCUCGUAAAAUUCUGGGCUGACUUAAACUGCAACAUUCAAGAUGAUACGGGAGCGUUUUACGGAGUCACUAGUCAGUACGAGAGCUCAGAAAACAUGACAAUCACCUGCUCCACCAAAGUCUGCUCAUUUGGAAAGCAAGUAGUAGAAAAAGUAGAGACUGAAUAUGCAAGGUUUGAGAAUGGCCGAUUCGUGUACAGAAUAAAUCGCUCUCCAAUGUGUGAAUAUAUGAUCAACUUCAUACACAAGCUGAAGCAUUUACCAGAGAAAUACAUGAUGAACAGCGUGUUGGAAAAUUUUACAAUUUUAUUGGUUGUAACAAACAGGGAUACACAAGAAACCCUGCUCUGCAUGGCGUGUGUAUUCGAAGUGUCGAACAGCGAACAUGGAGCACAGCAUCACAUCUACAGGCUUGUAAAGGACUGAGCAGUUAUUUAUAUAUACACUUCAUUUCACUUCUUUAUCAAAACACAGACUGUAAACCUCAACACUAAGUGGCAGUGCCUCUGGCCCACCUUUCACCCACAUUUUUCUAAAUCCUGUUUUAGUGAAGUCAUUUUUAAUGUGUUCAUAUAUAAUUGUAGCUGUGAAAUUCUGGUACAGUUGUAAAAAUUAUUUCUAAAACUAAGUGUUCUUCAAAUUUGUAAACCACAGUUCUUUGGGAAGACUGUAUUUAAGAACCUAACGCCUCUGUCUGUGGAGGCCUAUUUUUAAUUCUGAUAGAAAAAUGUAUGACAGAGCAUUUGCCAUGGGGAAAAACUGACAGCUUUUAUAAGAAUUUAUUUUGGGUUUUUUUCCAACAUGAGAUACUUGUUUUACGAUGCAAGUGAAAUCGAAAUGAAUCUUUAGCUGUAACUGUAAAUGAGUACACAAAGUUAAUAAUCUUUAUAGAAUUAUCUUUGUAACUAAUUAGGGUGGAAGAUAUGGACGAAUGUAAUUCACUAAAUUAUUUUUUAAAAUGAAACAUUUUUCUGUUUGAAACCAAAUGAAAAAUAUAGCCUUAAGAAAUGCCUGAUAGAAACACACAGGUCCUAAAAUUAGGCAAAUUUUGUAUUUUUUUCUCAAUGCUAAAACUAAUCUUCUAAUCCAUUAAACUUCCAAACAGGUAUUGCAGAGAAAGAAAACAUCAUCCCUUAUCCCUAACAUAUCUAGUGUAUUUUAAAAGAAUAUAAAGUUGUAUUGUACUAAUAUGAAAAUUUGAUUAUUUAAUGAAAAAGAUGGCUCAUUUUGCAAUAAGUAGGUAAAUACUGAAGAUUUAGACUCGCAUUAUAUGUAGUCUUGUGUGUGCAGUUAUAUUUUAUAUGGACAACUAUGUUUUCUAAUAAGUUGAGCAAAAAACUCGCAACUCUGAAUUUAUCAGAUGAAUGGAAACAACUGACAUGUGAGUAACUCAUAAACUGAAAGUAAAACACUAAUGUGUUCGUAAGAAGAGUAUGUACGCUGCUUAAAGGAUCAACAGCUUUAAUAUCUAUGAGGCGCUAGAAAAUCACAACCAACAUCAGGCAAAGAUUGGAAACUGGAGAUGUUUUGUUUUCUCCUUCUUUAUCAUGGUGCUCUUACACCUCUCGCAGUUGUCUCUCCAGUUCUGGCUGGCAAAGACUGUAUCUGACACAAACACGUAGGUACCACGUGGGGUCUGAUGUCCUUUUGCCUCCAGAUGUGGUAGCAUUCAUCCUUCUGCUAUAUUCAGGGAAGACUCCAGAAAGUGAAGCACAGCUGGAGAUAUUUUAAUACUGUAAGGAUUCAAACCGUGGAUGUGGGUGUGAGUGAUUGUCUGAGGAACGCACAUGUGAGAGGAGCAGCCUCAUUCCUCCUGGCUACACCAGCGGGCGUUGCUCAGUUGCUUUUCACCCGCCAGCGCUGCCCCGCAGUUGCCCACGCAGCUGUUGUUUGAGCAGGUGCUGGGCCUGCAGCGGGUGCUCACACAAAGCAUUUGUCUGCAAGGCUGAGUGAGGGCUGCCCGGCCAAGCACAAGCCACCUCAAGGAUCAGUCAUGAGCUAUCGGCAAAGAGCGUUCUUGGGAAGGUCUUUUGCAGUCCUGAAUUAAAGCAGUUAACGUUUAGCAGGUCGCUCCUCCCUGCCCUUUACCGAUAUGUGCCCAUGCACCAUUGAAGUGUAGAAUUUACUCCCAAGCACAGUGCUAUAGUCUUUGAGAAAAAGUCAGUCUUAAUUUUUGCAUUUUAUGUUUCUCAUAGUACUCUCUGUUAAAAUUGCCCGGUGUUGAAUUAUCUAGCCGAGGUGGCGGGUUGCUGCGCGUCUGUGUCAGAGCAGGUUCAUGCUCAGCACUGGUGAGGACUCAGCGUAGAGGACAGACAAACAUCACCGAGGGCAAGGGCGACUGCUUAAAUUCCCUCGCCUGCCCCGCUCUGACUCGAGGAGGUGGAUGGUUGUGUGAUGUCUAGCUGUUAGCUGCUUGUGGAUAUUAGGGCUGAUGAUCUUUUGGUUUAUAUUCCAUGAACUGAACAGAGGAAUAUGUCCAUGGUAAGGUCUCUUCUAACACUCAUUUUUAACACUAACAGUCACAUCAGGAAAAGCACUGCAUUGUAACAGCCUAACGGUAGCCCUUUAUUCUAAGCACUUGGUGUUACAAGUCAGAAACUACUUUUUUGUUUUCUUUUGUUCUAAAGUUGUCUUUUACUUAGGGUUUGAAUUGUGGUUUUGGUGAUUUUUUUGUUUCUUUUUAAUAACAAGCAAACUCUUUGAGGCAUAUAAAGUAUGUAAAUCAAUUUGCAAAACCAGGUACAGUUUUUGUAAUAGAAUCUGGCACACUGCAUAUGCCAUAACUAUAGGGUAUAAAAAGUCACAAUGUUUAUUGGUGUUCACAUAUGUAAUAUUAUGGAAUCUACUUCCAUUGUCUUUUCUUUAUGCUUCUGUAAAUGAUCCAUACCCUGUACAUGUUAAUUCUUAAAAGCCUUAAUCCUUCAACUGUUCGGUGUGGGGUGUGUAGUCCAACAGGCUGCCUGUAAACUGUGAGCUCUUUUGUAAGCUGGAAGUACUUAUCUUGUUACUGUUACUUUUUUCUAGGAACCUUUUAAUUGAGAGCUGCCAAAGCAUUACAAUAUGCAGUGCCUUAGCAUUAUAUUAGAAGUACCUUUAGCCUCUUCACAUAAAUUUUAUAUAUUGUUUUAUUAAUUGGUUCCAUUUUUAAAAAUAUCUGUAUUUUUUCCCACAGAAAAGCUCUUUGACUGCUUGGUCUAAACCAACCUUCUGUACAAGUCAGUCCCGUUACUACGCAGUUUAAUGUCUAUACCAAAAGGAAAGGUUACAGAUGCUUAGUUCUCCGUGAAAAGUGAAUUGUAUGACUAAAUGCUGCCUUUUUAAAUUUCAUGACCAAAUAAUUAAUUGUGACUCUUCUGCACUCUAGCAUGAAAGUGCCUUUGGUUUGAAAUUCCAGCUUAGAAAAGUGCUGCCAUAAUAAUGACAAUUUGUAGAGAGACCAAAAAUAUUUAGUUAUCACCGUAAUGCCUUUGGUUUAUUGGAAUAAGUUGAAUCUACAGGCCUCCAUUCACAGCAGAGCACCAUUUAUAGCAAUGUAAUUUUGCUAGCAACAUGCUGUAGAAUAAUCUACUGUUUGCCAUUUCUGACAGCGUCGCAAACCAGCAUAAAAAUGAUAAUUAUUCACAUUUCUAUUCUCUUCAUCCAGUUGUGCAUUUGCAUAAUGAGAGAUCCAUAUAAUGCAGAUUUUCAGACGGUGGGCAAACGUGACUUCAUUGUUCUCCUCUAAUAGUAUUUCAGUAUCUGUGAAGAUUUUUCUGUACAAAGUUGUGCAUGCUGAAAGUCAGAUGCAUAAAACAAGAGGACAACGGAGAACAGCCAAUAGGUAGGGUAAACCAACUGUGUGUUUUUAAGCAUUGAAAUGCUGAGUGUGAGCACUGGGGAUGAAGGUGCCGUUAGCUCUGGCUGGCACGAUUCAAAACACAGGGUUGUUUUGGUUUGGGUUUUUGUCUCCCAUAUGAUUUCUUGGAUAACUCCUCUCAAAAAAUGUGUCUGUAUUUGAUACCUUCAGUGACCGGGGGCCACACUGUACACUGCAAGUAAAACUGAUGGGAAGAGGAGCAAGAUUUUAAGAAAACAACAUUAGGAAGAACAAAUAUCAGCAAAACCAAAAGCUGUCAGAGGGAUUAUUUAGUAAUGAAUACAAUUUAACCUUGAUUUUUAAAGUAUUUGAUGAAAACUAAGAUUAACUUUUUAUAUAUAGAAAUAUUGUGACACUGUGUGGUAAAUAUUGUGAUAAUUCAAAUUCCCUCUCUCUAAAAUACUAUUUUUAUUAUUCCUUCAAGGUCUAAAUCUCACUUACCUCUAUAAUCCUGUUCGACUCAAUGAGACUGAGGUAGGGCAAAGACACUUUAGCCCCACAAAUAGAGCGUAUAUUUUCAGUUACUACCAAAUCAUUACCAAACGUUUCAGCUGUACUGGUCAAUAUUUGUGAUAAACUACACUUCUGUCUCACAAAAAUACUAAAAUAAGCAUAACGGUACCAUUGGGGGCUGUUAAAAAUUACUACUAACAAAUGUAGUUUUACUUACUUGAAUUCCAGAGUUAUUUUAUGUAGGUACUGCACCACUAUUUUGAAGGAAUUGCAGAUAUAAUGCCUGUUGCUCAUUUUUCCCUUUCUGCCGCAGCUACAGCUCGUUAAGUUUGGCCGUAGCUUCUUCCGUUAAAACCUCCACGGUAUAGGCUAUUUGAAAUAAUGAAGGGUGUACAUUGAUGUUGAAUGUAAGUAACUGGCCAGUUCAAGGCAGAUACAACAUUUGACGUACUAAUCCAUAUCUAUUUAUCUUUCCACUGCAAGUCCCAGGGCACACUUGCUUUCGGAGGCAGGUCCCCUUAUAGUUUUCCUGGAUCACUCACUCACUCAUAUUGAGAAACCUUUUGUCUGCCCUUUACUUGCCCCAUACGGAUACACGUACACAUGUGUACAAUAGAGCCCAGUUUUGUAAUUCUCUCAGGAUGAUCUCUUUCCCCCCCUCUUAUCUUUCAUAAGGAGAUGUUUAGCCCCCUAAAACAAAGAUUGAGGCUGGAUAAGUCCAAGUACAAAGAUUUCCCUUUGGAGAUCUUCAUCUUUUAAAUUUUCAGGUCAUUCUUGGUAAGAACAUGUAAUUAGUUUUAGUGUGUAAAUUAAAUCUUAAAUGCACUCAGUUGACUAAAAGGAGACGGAUCCCUGUUACCUCCUUAUAGAAUACGUGGUUUUGUUUUCUUUUGUUUUAUGGGCCUCUGAUUCAGGCUCAUGACUGCAGACAAAAAAUACAAUAUGUGCCUGAAAAAAAUAAAAAAAAAACAAAAGAAUUUUAUAACAUUGAAAACCUGAAUAGCCUUUAAUUCUUCAGUACAUUUUAUGUAAAACAGGUUGGGGUUUUGUUUUGUUUUGGGGUUUUUUUGCCAUGUGCAUUUGUUCACAUUUGUAAAUGACUUAAUGGAAUUCUCACUUUAUGUUUAUUUGUGUAAUGUGUAUAAAAUGGGUUUGUGACUUAAGCAUAUUCAUAUAUGGUCAGUGGUUACUUUAAUAUUGUACUGCUGCUGGUAACUUUUGAUGUAGAACUUGCCUUUUGAUGAUAAAGUACCUCUGGGUUAGACAGGGAGGGAAGGCUCUUGGAAAAAAGUGAAUGUUCUCCAAUGUUUUCUUAACAUAUUUGCAGAAGCUUUCAAAAGGAGUUUCAGUCAAACCUCUUGGCAGUACAGUAUUCUUGUAUUUGUUAUUGUCUGUGUGUAGGUACUGGUACCUUUUUUUGUUUAAAAUGUUUUAAGUGUUGGCUUUAAAGUGAAUUUAUCUUUAGUAUGAUAGUAAUAUGAAAAUUAUAGGUUUUGUGUGCAGAGAAUUUUUUUAUAAAGUGCUUUGUAAAAAAAAAAAAUGUAUUCUAGCUUUCGCGGUACAUAUGUGUGAUAACUUUAAUAUCCAUGACAGUUAAGUGCAAUUAUUUCAUCACUCUAAAAAUGCUAUUUUUGUGUCGGUUACUGCAGGUGUUUUCAUGUCUUUGCAAAGUGACACAUUUUGAUGCCUUCUUGAUAAAGUGGUAGAAUUUUUGUAGCUUUCUAGAAACUUUGUAUUCAUACAGUAUCGAUUGAAAAUAAAGAAAAUGAAAGUGG
Messenger RNA from Columba livia (rock pigeon), 15190 nucleotides. It is a transcript of the gene TEAD1, whose product is annotated as TEA domain transcription factor 1. NCBI's taxonomy places the organism in Eukaryota, Metazoa, Chordata, Aves, Columbiformes, Columbidae. The record is from RefSeq and is a predicted model, not a curated record. Gene Ontology annotation, molecular function: RNA polymerase II cis-regulatory region sequence-specific DNA binding; DNA-binding transcription factor activity, RNA polymerase II-specific. Bases 8579 to 9532 code for a protein of 317 amino acids. Gene Ontology annotation, cellular component: transcription regulator complex. Gene Ontology annotation, biological process: hippo signaling; regulation of transcription by RNA polymerase II; embryonic organ development. The transcript has 9 exons.